GGGACGGUGAUAGAAAUCGUGUCCUCCGAUCAUCUCUCUGCUAGCUGCUCGUUGACUCCCCCCCUCUCGCGAAUCGUUUGCUUCCGAUCGCCCCGGAGGAGAUAGAUAUGCCGCCGCCGCACGAGCGCGGGCAGCCGCCGAGCCGCCGGAGGAUGCUGGCGCUGCCGGCGGUGUGCCCGUGCGAGGCCAUCGCGCCGGCGCCGCUGCUGGCGUCGCUGCUCUCCCUCGCCGCGGACGCCGCCGCUGGCUCCCGCCUGGGAGCGCUCCCCGCGCUCCGUGGCGCCGCGCGCGAGGCCGUCCGGAUCGCCGGCCUGCUCCUCGCGUUCCUCGAAGCCGUCCGCGACGCGGCGUCCGACGAUGGCGCACCGUUGCCGGAGGCCGCCGUGCUCGGGCUCUCGGAGCUGCACGUGGCGCUGCAGAAGCUGCGGCUCCUCCUCGCCGACUGCGGCCGGAAAGGGGCGCGGCUGUGGGUGCUGAUGAACGCCGAGACGGCCGCCUCCGAGCUCCGCGUCGUGAUGGGGUCCGUCGCGACGGCGGUGGAGGUGCUGCCGGAGGGCGUGGCCGCGGCGUCCGACGAGGCGCGGGAGCUCGCGGGGAUGGUCUCCGCGCACGCGUGGCGCGCGGCGGCGCGGCUGCGGCCGGACCUGGAGGACGGCCGCGCGGCGCGGGGCGUCAGGUCGGUGCUCGCGCGGUUCGCGGGCGGCGCCACGCCCGACGCCGAGGACGCCCGGCACGUGCUCGCCCGCGUCGGCGCCGCCACCUGGUCGGGAUGCGCCGAGGAGGCGGCGUUCCUGGAGGCGGAGAUGCUGGAGCGCCUGGAGACCGGCGGCGAGGACGACAACGACCUCGUGCUCAUCGCCGGCCUCUUGGCGUUCCUCCUCUACUGCCGCGUCGUCCUGUUCGACCGCAUUGACGAUUCCGACAACAAGGCCGCGGCGGUGGCCAGGCCGGCUGCGAGGUGCGCGGCGUGGAUCAACCCGGAGGCGCUGCAGUGCCCGAUCACGCUGGAGCUGAUGACCGACCCGGUGACGGUGGCCACCGGCCAGACGUACGACCGGGCGUCCAUCAAGAAGUGGAUCAAGAGCGGGUGCCGGACGUGCCCCGUCACCGGCGAGCGCCUCCGCAGCGCGGAGCUCGUGCCCAACGCCGCGGCGCGCGGCAUCAUCGAGCAGCUGCUCCUCAGCCGCGGCGUCGUCCCGCCCCACGAGCCAAGCGGCAAGCACCGGUGCGCGGUGGACAGGACUGCCUCGCCGUUCGGCGCCGCCGCGGCUGGCGGCGCGCGGCUCGCCGCGGCGUUCCUCGUCGCGAGACUGUCGAGGGGCGCCCCCGAGCAGCAGAGAAAGGCGUCGUACGAGGCCCGGAAGCUGUCGAAGCGGAACGUCUUCUACCGGGCGUGCCUCGUCGAGGCCGGCGCCGUGCCGUGGCUGCUCCACCUGCUCUCCUCCGCUGACGCCACCGUGCAGGACAAUGCCGUGGCGGGGCUCCUGAACCUGUCGAAGCACCCGGCCGGGCGGGCGGCGCUGGUGGAGGCCGGCGGCGUGGGGCUCAUCGUCGACGCCGUGAACGUCGCCGGCAGGGUCGAGGCGCGGCAGAACGCGGCGGCCGUGCUGUUCUACUUGUCGUCGAACCCGGAGUACUGCGAGGAGAUCAGCCGCAUCCCGGAGGCGAUCCCGACGCUGGUGGGCCUGGCGCGGGACGGCGCGUACCGCGGCCGGAAGAACGCGCUGGUGAGCCUGUACGGGCUGCUCCAGUGCGCCGACGCGCACGGCCGGGCGGUGUCGGCCGGCGCCGUGGCGGCGCUCGCGGGCCUGCUGCUGGGCUCCGCCGCCGUCGGCGGCGGCGGUAGCGAAGGCGACGACCUGGCCGUCGACGCCGUCGCUCUGCUGGCGAGGCUCGCGGAGCAGCCGGCCGGCGCGCGCGCCGUCGCGGCGAGCUCGGAGCUGGUGACCCGGCUCGUGGACUUCCUCGGCGAGUCGGCGUCGCGGUCGGCCAGGGAGCACUGCGCGUCGCUGCUGGCGGCGCUGGGCCGGCACGGCGGGGACAGGGUGCUCGCUCUGCUGGGCAAGCUGCCGGCCCUGAUGCCGGCGCUGUACGCGCUCAUCGCCGACGGGACCCCGCAGGCGGUCAGGAAGGCGCGGUGGCUGGUCAACGAGAUCCACCAACACUACGAGCAGCGCCACCCGCCGGCGGCCCCCCCGGCGACCGGCGACCACCGCAUCAUCCGUGUAUAGUUUGUGUAUAUACAUAGAAGCACACACGAGCUUGGCGUCACGCUCUGUACAUUUGAUUUCUCUUCUUCUUUCGUUUGGCGUCACGCUCGAGUUUUUUUGAAGAGCCAGGACGGAUUUUGGCAUCGUUUCAUCGUGAGAUUUGUGAAUACGAACGAAAUUGUACAGAGAGCCGUUUGUAACUUGUAACUAGUUUGUGAGUUGUGAUACUGCAAAUCUAUGAAUGCACAGAGAACAGUUUGUAUCUGUACGUGGUUUGUCA
Molecule: messenger RNA, 2490 nt
Organism: Setaria italica (foxtail millet)
Lineage: Eukaryota; Viridiplantae; Streptophyta; Magnoliopsida; Poales; Poaceae
Product: U-box domain-containing protein 19
Exons: 1
Coding region: 108-2231 (707 amino acids)
Biological process (GO): protein ubiquitination
Cellular component (GO): nucleus; cytoplasm
Molecular function (GO): protein binding; ubiquitin-protein transferase activity
Source: RefSeq, a predicted model, not a curated record